UUCAGAUGUAGCUGACCUUUUUAUGUGACAUUUUCAACGUAUCUGAUGUAUAUAAAACAUGCACAGAAAUAUUUCAUCAUAUGCAAGCUUAAGUUUCUUAGGCAAGGUGGCAAAGGAUGCAACCUCUCCCUCUCCUCCCUCCCUCCCUCCCUCCCUUUCCUCCUCCAUGCAGGUUGACCUCACAUCUUCCUCCAGCAUCUUCUCACAACAACUACACGCCUCAUGGUGACCUCAGACUGAGGAAGGAGCAGCGAGGAUGCCUCUGCUGGAAAACUUUCACUCCCUGCAACUUUAAGGAGACAGGCCCAUGGCCCAUAGCAGAAGGAAGGUGGCAGCAGAGCGGAGAUGUUUACCAAGAAGUCUCCUGCAGAGGAGAAGAGGAGGGUCAGGGCCAAUGACAGAGAGUACAAUGAAAAGUUCCAGUAUGCGACUAACUACAUCACAACAUCCAAGUACAACAUCUUCACCUUUCUGCCCAUCAACCUGUUUGAGCAGUUUCGGGUAGCGGCCAACGCCUACUUCCUCUUCCUGUUCCUACUGCAGGUGUCCUCCCUGUCCUGGUUCACCACCAUCGUGCCUUUGGGGAUGGUGCUGAGCAUCACGGCUGUGAAGGACGCUUCAGACGACUAUUUUCGCCACCAGAGCGACAACCAAGUGAACAACCGGAAGUCUCAAGUGCUCAUCAGUGGCUCGCUUAAGAAUGAAAAAUGGAUGAACGUUCGCGUGGGUGACAUCAUCAAAUUAGAGAAUAAUCAGUUUGUGGCGGCCGACCUGCUGCUGUUGUCCAGCAGUGAACCUCAUGGGCUGUGUUACAUUGAGACCGCGGAACUGGACGGAGAGACCAACAUGAAGGUGCGGCAGUCUGUCUCGGUGACGUCAGAACUGGGGGAUCCCAACAACUUGGCGGCGUUUGAUGGCAAGGUGGUCUGCGAGCCCCCCAACAACAAACUGGAUCAUUUUGACGGGACUCUGUACUGGAGAGCCAUGAAGUGUACUUUAACCAACCAGAACAUGCUCCUUCGAGGGUGUGUGCUCCGCAACACCGAGGCCUGCUUCGGCCUGGUCAUCUUUGCAGGUCCAGACACCAAACUGAUGCAGAACAGCGGUCCCACCAAGUUUAAACGGGCCAGCAUCGACAUUCUGAUGAACACCUUGGUCCUCUGGAUCUUUGGCCUGCUGGUGUGUAUGUGCAUGUUUUUAGCUAUAGGCAACGCAGUGUGGGAGCAAGUGGUCGGUUCCCGGUUUCAGAAUUAUCUAUCGUGGGAACCUCCAGUCGACAUCGUUGUCUUCUCCGCUUUCUUCGCCUUCUGGUCCUAUGUGAUCAUCCUCAACACUCUGGUGCCCAUCUCUCUCUAUGUCAGCGUGGAGGUGAUCAGACUGGCUCACAGCUUCUUUAUUAACUGGGACCCGCAAAUGUUCUGCUCCCAAUGCAACACAGCAGCAAAGGCCCGGACCACCACUUUGAGUGAGGAGUUGGGCCAGGUCGAAUACAUUUUUAGCGACAAGACUGGCACGCUCACUCAGAACAUUAUGACCUUCAACAAGUGCUCCAUCAACGGACACAGUUAUGGUGAGGUGACAGGCUCACUGGGACCUAAGCCAAAGAGGCUGGACUUUACACCCUUCAAUCCCCUGGCAGACCCAGACUUCUGUUUCUACGACGAUACGCUGCUGGAGUCAGUGAAAGUGGGAGAUUCCGACACUCAGGAGUUUUUCCGCCUGCUCUCCCUCUGCCACACAGUCAUGAGUGAGGAGAAGAGUGAAGGAAAUCUGGUGUACAAAGCUCAGUCUCCAGACGAGAGCGCUCUAGUGACAGCCGCACGGAACUUUGGAUUUGUAUUCCGCUCUCGAACGCCCGGCACCAUCACCACAACAGAGAUGGGGCGACCCGUCACAUACAUCCUGCUGGCCAUACUGGACUUUAACAACAUACGAAAGAGGAUGUCUGUCGUAGUACGUAACCCGGAGGGCAGGAUCCGUUUGUACUGCAAAGGUGCUGACACGGUGUUAUUCGAGAGGCUCCACCCCUGUAACCAAGAACUGAUCAGGGUCACCUCAGACCACCUCCAUGAGUACGCGACAGAGGGCCUGCGGACAUUGACUCUGGCCUACCGGGACCUGUCUGAGGAGGAAUGGGAGACGUGGUCCGAGAACCAUGACUGUGCUGAGAAAGAAGACCUGCUGUCUGUGGUCUAUGAGCAGAUAGAGCAAAACAUGAUGCUGCUGGGUGCCACAGCCAUAGAGGACAAGCUGCAGGAAGGCGUCCGAGAGACCAUCGCUCUCCUCUCCCUGGCUAACAUCAAGACAUGGGUUCUUACCGGAGACAAGCAAGAGACGGCAGUCAAUAUCGGCUACUCGUGUAAGAUGCUGACGGAUGACAUGACUGAGAUGUUCAUCAUCAGUGGACACAGUGUCCAGAGUGUGAAGCAAGAACUCAGGAGGGCCAGGGAAAGGAUGAUUGAGUUUUCGCAAAACAAAGAUGGUAGACGAGACGAGGGAGUUGAGGAAUGUGGAGACGCCUGCUUCGAGGGUGCAACAGGAGGGAAAGAUCUGCAGCCGCCUGCAACCUCCGACCUCAUGGACAACAUCUCUGGGGAGUUUGCUCUCGUAGUCAACGGCCACAGCUUGGCCCAUGCGCUGGAUGCAGACAUGGAGGAGGAGUUUGUCACCACGGCGUGCGCGUGCAAAGCAGUGAUCUGCUGCAGAGUAACCCCCUUGCAAAAAGCUCAGGUGGUGGAGCUGAUUAAAAAAUACAAGACAGCCAUUACGCUGGCCAUCGGGGACGGAGCCAAUGACGUGAGCAUGAUCAAGACUGCUCAUAUUGGUGUUGGUAUCUCGGGUCAGGAGGGCAUCCAGGCCGUGCUGGCCAGCGACUACUCCUUCUCCCAGUUCCGCUUUCUGCAGCGUCUCUUGCUGGUGCACGGCCGAUGGUCCUACAUUCGCAUGUGUCGCUUCCUGUAUUACUUUUUCUACAAGAACUUUGCCUUCACCAUGGUGCACUUCUGGUUCGCCUUUUUGUGUGGCUUCUCAGCGCAGACGGUGUACGAUCAGUUCUUCAUCACACUCUUCAACAUUGUCUACACGUCUCUCCCUGUGCUGGCAAUGGGCGUAUUUGACCAGGACGUUUCUGAUCAAAAGAGUCUGGAGUAUCCAAAGCUCUAUGAGCCUGGCCAACUCAACCUGCUCUUCAACAAGAGAGAGUUCUUAAUCUGCGUCGCCCAGGGUUUCUACACAUCAAUGGUGCUGUUUUUUGUCCCUUACGCCACCAUGUCCGGCGCCACGCAGAGCAGCGGGCAGCCCCUCGCCGACUACCAGACCUUUGCUGUCACCACGGCAACAGCCCUGGUCAUUGUUGUCAGUGUACAGGUCGCGCUUGACACAGCCUACUGGACCAUCAUCAACCACAUCUUUUUGUGGGGAUCCUUGGGUUUCUACUUCAUCAUCAUGUUUGGUCUGGACAGUCAGAGGCUCUUUGCAGUGUCGCCCAACUACUUCCAUUUUGUAGGCAGUGCUCAGAGCACACUGUUGCAGCCGGUGGUGUGGUCAACUCUUGCGCUGGCAACAGCAAUCUGUGUAAUUCCAGUUUUGGCGUUGCGCUUCCUCAAAUCGGACCUCAAACCUCAGCUCUCAGACACGGUCCGCUACGCUCAGCUGGUACUUCAAAAGAAGAGGAGACCAGCAGGCAGCAGCGUGGCAUCUACCUGGUGCAAGGCUUGCAGCACCUGGGAGGACCGCCAGCAUGCAAAAGGCGGCUCCCGGAGGUCCGGCUAUGCCUUCUCGCACCAAGAGGGCUUUGGAGAGCUGAUCACCUCAGGAAAGAACAUGGCCAGCUUUGCCCCCAAACACAGCUCCAGCUGGGUGGAUACUCUCCUCAGGAAGAAACGUGGUCACGGUUCCACCGGUGCUUUGGGGGAGUGCACUCCAGCGGUCUCACAUCGGUCUCCUGUUACUGGGUCUUUGCAGGAUUCUCCCAUCCGGGAGGAAAGAGCCAAACAGGAGAGACUUCAACGGAAGCUUCCAGAACAGAGAAGUCUGCAGGGGUCAUCCUCUGUUACCAAAGAAACCAUCCAAACUACGUGAAAAAGCGUUACUUCUGUGGCGCAUUGGAGUGUUUCCUAGUCCUAACGUGCAGCGACGUCCAAAUGCUCCAAACACUCCAGUAUGGAAGUAGAAUUGUCUCACAUCAACUUAUAUACAUCAAUAUGAUAUUAAUACAUAUGCAUAUAUUAAUAAAUAUACAAAUGUGAUAUAUUAAUAAAUAAAUAAUUUGUAUAAAUAAACGCGGAUUUGUAAAUAUAUUUUUGAGAUUUGAAAAUAUAAACAAAUAAAAUGUGUAAUGUUAAAAA
Molecule: messenger RNA, 4346 nt
Organism: Entelurus aequoreus (snake pipefish)
Lineage: Eukaryota; Metazoa; Chordata; Actinopteri; Syngnathiformes; Syngnathidae
Gene: atp8b2
Product: ATPase phospholipid transporting 8B2
Exons: 29
Coding region: 346-4080 (1244 amino acids)
Biological process (GO): Golgi organization; phospholipid translocation
Cellular component (GO): plasma membrane
Molecular function (GO): ATP binding; ATP hydrolysis activity; ATPase-coupled intramembrane lipid carrier activity
Source: RefSeq, a predicted model, not a curated record